GGGUCGCAGGAUGCUGCUCACGACCUGGAGACCAUGAGGAAGCACAAGGUUACUCAUGUUCUAAAUGUGGCAUAUGGAGUCCAAAAUGCCUUCCUCAAUGACUUUAUGUACAAGACUAUUUCUAUUCUGGACCUCCCAGAAACAGAUAUUACCUCCUAUUUCCCAGAAUGUUUUGAGUUUAUUGAGAAAGCAAAGAUCGAGGAUGGUGUGGUGCUGGUCCACUGUAAUGCUGGAGUCUCCCGUGCAGCAGCAAUAGUCAUUGGUUUCCUAAUGAAUUCAGAAGGACUGAGUUUUGAUAAAGCCUUUUCCUUGGUGAAAAACGCAAGGCCUGCAGCUUGUCCAAAUCCUGGCUUCAUGGAGCAGCUUCACAAGUACCAAGAACAGAAUGUAAAGGCAAAUGGAAUCAUAAAUGAUCACAACUGA
Pterocles gutturalis (yellow-throated sandgrouse) is the source of this 423-nucleotide messenger RNA. It is a transcript of the gene DUSP19, whose product is annotated as dual specificity phosphatase 19. The transcript has 3 exons. The record is from RefSeq and is a predicted model, not a curated record. NCBI's taxonomy places the organism in Eukaryota, Metazoa, Chordata, Aves, Pterocliformes, Pteroclidae. Gene Ontology annotation, cellular component: cytoplasm. The annotation marks the transcript as partial. Gene Ontology annotation, biological process: regulation of MAP kinase activity; protein dephosphorylation. Gene Ontology annotation, molecular function: JUN kinase phosphatase activity.